Molecule: messenger RNA, 1265 nt
Organism: Myzus persicae (green peach aphid)
Lineage: Eukaryota; Metazoa; Arthropoda; Insecta; Hemiptera; Aphididae
Exons: 6
Coding region: 592-1191 (199 amino acids)
Source: RefSeq, a predicted model, not a curated record
GCGAGUGUUGCGACGCUGUGCGGUAUCGUUGUGACGAGCGAAAUAUCAUUUACGCGCGAUAAUGUCGACGAUGGAACGCGUAAAUAUCAUGUAUAUCCUGCCGCGGCGGCCGUGCCAGUAGUGCGGUGGUCCUGCGACUAGAGUCCUGCGAAUCGCAAGGUUAGGCUAACCUGCCGCUGUUACGAUAAGGGACGGUCGCACUCGGCCCGACAAGUCUCGUCGUCGGCCGGUCGGUCGGCGAUUUUUCAGACGUUUUUUUUCCCCCGAUUUUUCUUGGCCCGGAUCCGGCGGUCGUCGUACGCAAUCGUCGCAGUGUUAUACGCCGACGUAUAUACAUACCGUCAUCGUCGUCGCUCGUUUCUGCCGCCAACCGACAUGGACGUCACGUCCCUCGAGAGCUCUGCAGCUGUCGUCGUCGAGUAGUCGCGCCAAAAUACGGCAGCAUACCGCGCCGCGAGAGGCGACCACCAGUAACGAGGUGGCCCAUAAAGUACCUAAACAAUAUAUAAUAUUAUACUCAACGUAAAGUGAGUGUGCGUGUGUGUGUGCGCGUGUGUGUGUGCGAGCGUACAUGUGCGCCUCGACGAAGGGAUGUACUUUACGAGGCCGUCCGAGAUGAACGAGUACAGAUAUUCGAAAACCGCGUCGAUGCUCGGCAAGCUCGUCCACGUGAUCAGGAUUUUCGGCGUGUUCACAGCUAUCGUUAUGUUCGGCGUAGGUGUCGACAUCGCGAUACAUCACCAUGAAUUUGGACUUUACAUCAUGCUAAUGUCAUUGUUGGUGUUUUUUUUGGAAAUUACUUGGGCUAUCACACUGUUCCUAAAUGUAUGCAUAAAAAACGAAUUCAGUCCGAUAUUCAACUUUUGGGAAAUAGUGCUGUGGUUGAGACUUUGGAAAAAAUCACUGCUGUACACAGUUUUCUCGAUGGUGUUCUUCUUAUGGCCGCACGGACUGUGGCUUUCUAACAUCGCAGGUGCCCUGCUGCUGUGGCUAUCAUUUUUGUACGUAGUCAUCACGUUCAAAGACUUCGUACACAAACGUUCGGACUUUGUUAUUGUGCCCAAAGGACAAGCGUCCACGUCGUACGACCAGUACGACGACAUAACCGAUUUGCUCGGAGACUCUAUUCAUGUAUCGUUGUCCGCCGACAAUCUAUCGGAAUUGGACCAGGAUGGAAUAUUAGAACUAUGAUUAUAAUAAUGUUAUGUACAAAUGUUUUUGUUAUUUUUAAUAAUAUAUUCUGUAAAUACAUUCUUCUUUAAUAU